Molecule: messenger RNA, 822 nt
Organism: Aspergillus niger
Lineage: Eukaryota; Fungi; Ascomycota; Eurotiomycetes; Eurotiales; Aspergillaceae
Exons: 2
Coding region: 1-822 (273 amino acids)
Biological process (GO): translation
Cellular component (GO): mitochondrion
Molecular function (GO): ribosomal large subunit binding
Source: RefSeq, a predicted model, not a curated record
AUGCAACGCCGUGCAGCACUUACCGGCCUCAGCUAUAUGCGUCGCUGCUCAACGUUUACUGGGUUGCGUUAUAACUUGCUUCCUGAGCAUCAACUUCCGCCUUGGACUCAGCAUAAGGUAGCACUUCCGUCUAAUAAAAGGAGCUUUUCCAGUUCGCCCUUUUGGUGUAAAAAGAAGGACAAGACGAAAACUACAUCUGCUGCAGAUUCUGCGAAGCCGUUGCCAAAAGCAGGCGCAGGCUCCGAAGACCCGCAUGAUUUUUCACAGCUGCAUGACGGCAUAGCGGCUGCCCUGUCUCGACUCAGAGACGAACUCUCUAAGAUGCGUGUCGGGGGGAGGUUCAAUACCGUAUCAAUUGAGAGUCUUCGUGUGCAGCUGAGCAAGAGCAGCAAGCAAUCGAUCAAGCUGGGCGACCUUGCUCAAGUUGUUCCUAAGGGUGGACGAAUGGUGACUAUCUUGGCCUCUGACGAAGAUCAUGUGAAGCCCAUUCGCUCGUCAAUAGUCUCCUCCAACUUGUCGUUAACCCCGCAAGCCGACCCUCACAACUCCCUUCAGCUCAAUGUCACGAUCCCCCCACCGACUAAAGAGUCCCGGGAUCAAACGAUCGCUAUGGCAAAGGCGGCAAUGGAGAAAGCUGCCGGUGCCGUCCGUGAUUCACGCAGCGCUGUGCAUAAACGUCUUCAGGAUCUGCAGAAAAAGAAGAUUGCCAGGCCAGAUGACGUUCGGAAGGCCCAGGAACAGAUGGAAAAGCUUGCAGAGAAAGGGCAGAAGGAGGUGAAGGAACUGUUUGAGACUACAAGGAAGGCUAUGGAGCGGGCGUAA